Phlebotomus papatasi is the source of this 6027-nucleotide messenger RNA. RefSeq names its product microtubule-associated serine/threonine-protein kinase 3 (gene dop). NCBI's taxonomy places the organism in Eukaryota, Metazoa, Arthropoda, Insecta, Diptera, Psychodidae. The transcript has 9 exons. Gene Ontology annotation, molecular function: ATP binding; protein binding; magnesium ion binding. Gene Ontology annotation, biological process: peptidyl-serine phosphorylation; intracellular signal transduction. The record is from RefSeq and is a predicted model, not a curated record. The coding region runs from base 664 to 5637 and encodes 1657 amino acids.
AUGAAGACUCAGUGACGUCCGUGUUUGGGAGUUUUCUGGGGGCGAGAGUGUCGCGGUUUUCUUAGAGAAAAGUACUUUAAGCAGAAGAAAAUCUGCAAUGAGUGUGAUUUAGAGUGAGUGGGGGUGUUUUUACAUCCAUUAUGAGUGAAAAUUGUGAUCCAGAUUGCUGGAUAUCGUGGAAAAUUGUGUAAUUGGAGUGACUCGAGAGGGCGGCCAUUAUAGUCUCUUGGUGUGUGAAGAAAAGUGUCAUCAAUUUUGGAAGUGUUGGAGAAAAGAUGAAAUCAGUGUUUUUAGCCAAAUCACUUGGUUCUAUGUCCUUCUGCAAGCAAUCCUCCGUCCUGGUGGGUGGAAAAGCCGUGAAAAUUGCAGUGCCAGUGAUGGAAAAAGUGUUCUAGUUCGUGCUGGGGGCAAAAUGAGUUCAAUCGCAGUGAUUUGUAAAUUGUGAAGGUGAAGAAAUUGUUACUCGGUCGUGAAUUUGUGACAAGAGGGCAGAGUAGAAUAAUAAUGUCGCGCAAAUUUAACCGAGACAUUUUGCCAAAUUAGAGCACAACACACCUCCCAUCGCCACCCCCCGCAAAGUUGCCGAGGAGGCCCCAUCUAUUGUCGCUGAACACACAGACACACCUCGGGAAGCUAAUUAAAUUAAAUUGGACUCGCAGAGAUAUGAGUCAAGAGCGCCAUGGCAGUCCAAAGAGUCGCAACAGCUCACCCAAAGUGGGGAGAAAGAGGCCCCAGUCCGUUCAUUUGGCCAGAGUGCUCAUUGCCGAUGACCUGGAGCAGGACUCAAUGAGUUCUGUGGGCAGUUCUGGGGCUACCAGUGGAUCUGUCGGAUCAGUACGGGAAUUUGGGGCUGUGCCCAAGCAGCAGCAACCCCACCGAAAAACAUCCUAUCACCAGCAUCCACAAAUCAAUCCACUCCGGAACAGUGGCAGUGGCUCAGAAGUGUCCAAUUUAGUAAGAGUGAGAAAUAGCACAUUAGGGAAAUCUGCUCCAUCUUUGUCAGCAAGUAUGCGUGAAUUGGGAAUUUCAAAUCGUCGUACAUCAACUACUAAUCGCAAUACUACAAUUACUAAUCACCGUUUGAGUCUAGUGGCAAAUACAUCGCCUCGUUCGCAUUCACCAAUAUCUGCAAGUCCCAUAGAUAGUCCACGAAUUAACUCGCCUAGCAUGAUACAGUUUCCUUUUGUACCCAUUAAGAGGCUCUCCAGUUGCCGUGGAGAUGGUCGUCGGUGGUCAGUGGCUUCGCUGCCUUCCUCUGGAUAUGGCACAACUCCAGGCAGUUCGAAUUUAUCGUUGGUUACGCAGUCGCAGUGCUCGAGUCAGGAGCGUCUACAUCAGCUGCCCAAUAUGCCGACCAAUGACGAAUUGCGUCUGUUGACGCAUCAUUUCUCCAGCAAUGAAAGCAAUCCCGGUGUUGAACCUCUGCAUUGCUAUGGGCAAAACCAUCAGCAUUGUCACUAUCAGCAAUCACCACAGACAAGUCAUAGUCCAGGUGGUGGUAGUCAGAAUAACAGUAGUAGUGGCAAGGAGGAUUCGGGAAAUUCUGAAAGACGAUCUCCAUACCAUCGACCACGAUCUAGAAGCUUAAGUAGUCCGAGUCGUUCGCCAAUUGUGGACAGUGAGAUUGCAUUGAUGAAUACACUGUACAAAGAGCGAUUUCCCAAGGCGACCCAGCAAAUGGAGGAAAGAUUGACGCAUUUUAUCAAUGAAAACAAAAAUUUCACAACAUUGGGUAAAUUUUGUGAUUCAAGUCCGAUUGUGCGUUUUGUGCACCAUCAAGUGAUGGAGAUGGCAAGAGAUUGCUUGCACAAAUCUCACACGAAAUUGAUAACAAGUCGAUAUUUCUAUGAAAUGUCGGAGAAUUUGGAGCGUUUGUUGGUGGAGACGAAAGAAAAGUCUCCGGAAUCUGUGGCUGAAUUGAGUGGUAUUAUUAAGAAGUUGCUUCUUAUAAUAUCACGUCCAGCGAGAUUGCUGGAGUGUCUGGAAUUUGAUCCAGAGGAAUUUUAUCGGUUGCUAGAGGCAGCUGAGGGGCAAGCAAAGUCCUUGCCGGGCAUGAAGGCUGAUAUUCCGCAGUAUAUUAUACACAAAUUGGGUCUCAAUCGGGAUCCAAUAGCGGAACUUCAGCAUGAAUUGCAGGAAAAUAGAAAUUGGUGUGAUAGUAAAAAUGCUAGUGGUGAUGCUUUGACUGAGGAAGUGCAAGAGUCAAAGGGUAAGAAGGGUGGUGAAAGGGAGGAUUCCCUGGAGAUUGGUGAUUUGACGAAAGAUCAACCUGUUUAUCUGACGUCAACACCAAAUCAGGAUAUUAAGAGGCCAAUGGGGAAUCCUCCUCAGAUAAAUUCAGUGCCCAAUGAGCAAGAUUUUGAAGUUGUUAAAUUGAUCUCAAAUGGAGCUUAUGGAGCUGUCUAUCUAGUGAAGCAUAAGCAAUCAAGGCAGAGAUUUGCCAUGAAGAAAAUUAAUAAGAAUAAUUUAAUAUUGAGAAAUCAAGUGGAACAGGUAUUUGCUGAGCGUGAUAUCCUCAGUUUUGCCGAUAAUCCCUUUGUUGUCUCCAUGUACUGUAGCUUUGAGACGAAAAAGCAUUUGUGCUUAGUGAUGGAAUAUGUUGAGGGUGGGGAUUGUGCAACAAUGUUAAAAAAUAUUGGACCUUUGCCAUCUGACAUGGCACGCUUCUACUUUGCCGAGACAGUAUUAGCCGUUGAGUAUUUGCAUAGCUAUGGCAUUGUUCAUCGGGAUCUAAAACCCGAUAAUUUGCUAAUAACGGCUCUUGGUCAUAUAAAACUGACAGAUUUUGGAUUGUCAAAAAUGGGUCUAAUGUCACUGGCAACUAACCUCUAUGAGGGAUACAUUGACAGUGAGACACGUCAGUUUUCGGAUAAGCAAGUUUUUGGAACGCCCGAAUACAUUGCGCCUGAAGUUAUACUGCGCCAAGGUUACGGUAAACCCGUCGAUUGGUGGUCUAUGGGAAUUAUUCUCUAUGAAUUUCUCAUUGGUUGUGUGCCAUUUUUCGGGGAGACGCCCGAAGAGCUCUUUGCUCAUACGGUCAAUGAUGACAUUGAGUGGCCAGAUGGUGAAGAUUGGAGCAUUGCUCCAGAAGCGAAGAAUCUCAUAACGCAGCUGUUGCAUCAGAAUCCAAGGGAUAGAUUGGGCACAGGUGGAGCCCAUGAGGUCAAGGAGCAUGUCUACUUUCAGUUGGUCAACUGGAACUCAUUGCUCAGGCAGAAGGCUGAAUUUGUACCGCAACUUGCAGAUGAAGAUGAUACAAGUUACUUUGAUACUCGCAUGGAUCGGUACAACCAUGAUCUCGGUGAUGAGGACACGGAUGAGACGGAUGACACGCCAUUAUUUGGCUCAUUUAGUUCAUACACCCAUCAUUUCCGCAAGCAACAGUGCUCAUCGCGAUUGACAUUGUCAACCAGUUCCAUGGAGAAUGACGAAUUGAAGAAGAUCACGACUCCGGAACUUCGCAAAUUGGAUGUUAAAAAUCGAAGUAUUCGAAUGCCAUCGACACCAGACACGGAUUAUCUGCCUGAAUUGCUGAAUACGCCAGAUCGUGAGGAAAUCAAGACAAUUCAUCAGUAUUUGAGGCAACAGGAACAACAGAGACAAUCUUCGCUGGAAGCUGUGGCCAAUAAGCAUUUACCGCCGUCGGCUAUUGAUGUGAAAAAGGCACCUCUUCCGGCUCCAUCGAGGAAGACUCUGAGUACGCCAGAGUCCUCACAAACUGACAGUGAUGAUGUCUCACCGCAAAUUCAGCGAAAGCGCAAAACAGGGCAUUCCAGGGAAAUCCUUCCGCGCUUCUCCAUUUCCAUUGAGGAUGAACACAGCGGUCACGAAACGGGCACGUCAUCGUCGGAAAAUACAAAGGACUUUUCACCGCAAUCCGGCACUGGGGCCAUUGCUAAGCAUAGAUCCCGGUCGGUAAUUAAGAGUGCUUCAGCUCUUGGGCUAUCCCUCAUGUUCUGCACAGAUGAACCUCCGGCGUCAAUCGGUGGUAUUCAGUCACCGUCGGGAGGUGGGAGCUCAAGUACAGCCAGUUCCCGCGACACUUCACCAUGUCGUGAGCUGUCGCCACUUGUCACGAACCUCAAGCCCCCAAUAAUAAUUCGCCGGGGCCCCCGUGGCUUUGGCUUUACCGUGCACACAAUUCGUGUCUAUUAUGGAGACACGGAUUUCUAUACGAUGCACCAUUUGGUGAUGGCUGUAGACGAGGGCAGUCCGGCCUUUGAGGCUGGACUGAGGCCAGCUGAUCUCAUAACGCAUGUCAAUGGGGAAGCUGUGCAGGGUCUGUAUCACACACAAGUGCUACAGUUGCUUCUCAGUGGCUCGGAGCAUGUGAUGCUUCGAGCUACUCCAUUGACAAAUACCAGCAUCCAGACGGGCGGGAGGAAGAGGGAAUUGUGGCAGAGUAAAUUGGCCAAGAAGGGCGUCAAUAGGCACAAGAAGCAAAAGAAGGAUAGUGAGAAGAAGAGGAAGACAUCACUUUUCCGGCGAAUCAGCAGCAAAAGAGCUAGUGCCGAGAUUCAGCAAAUGGCAGCAGGAUUUACAUCUCCCACCAGUGUCACUCCCAAUUUGACCUUUCCCUCAACAUCAGCUACUCCCCCACUCAAUCGCUUAAAUCUCUGUCCACUCGAAUCCAAUUCAUCCCAGUCGAGUUCUCCGAGUUCUUCAGCCCCAAAUACCCCAACGGGUUCCGGAGGGCAGUUGUAUCAACGCCCAUCGACUCUGCAUGGCCUCAAGCACAAACUGCACACGUCAGCUUGCUCAUCCAACAAGGGAUUGCAUGCGUCAAAUGCAACAACAGCUCCAAAUAGACGCAAAUCUGUUGGACAUAUUCCUCUUUCUCCCCUAGCCAGAACACCCUCCCCAUCUCCCCUUCCGGCUUCUCCCACCAGAUCACCCAGUCCUCUGGCCUUUCCCAUUGGUCAUCAACCAGGCUCAUCCAAUACCACUCAGUCCUACAGUCCCGGUGUCAUUCCCAGCAGCACAAAUGCCACAGCAGCUGUGGCCAAAAAGACCUUCGCGAGGCCCAAGAGUGCAGAACCGAGUUCACCGUUGCUCAGGAGAGCCCUGUCCCCGGAUCGACUGCAUCCCAGGAGUGCAGAGAGCAAGUGCACAUUGAUUUCACCGCUCUGCUGCUCCAGUCAAGUCACCAAGAAUAGCAGACCCGUUUCGGGAGUCUGGCGCUCAAGUGGAAGUCCACAGGUGACUUCAACUGCAACUGCCCCAUCCGUUGUUACUUCGGCAAUUGGAACUGGUGUCAGUUCUACUUCUGAAGACUUCUCCGGAACAUCUUCCUUUGAAGCUUGUGAACUUCCACCGGCUCCAAAUCCACCCAAUAUCCUUUCACUGUCCCUCCAAGCUCCCGGAGAGCUUCUGCCACGAAUAGCCGAAGAGAAGGAUUCGCCCACGAGUGCAAGUCACGACUCCGUGGCGCCUCAAAUAUCCCCAGAAUCCUCAUCACCCACAACUUCGGCUGCUGCUUCGAAAACCACAACUUCCGUGGCUGCUCCGGCAACGGAUCUGGGAGCAGUGGAGACAACGUCGGUGACAGCGUCCAAGACGGGCACAGUGGCAUCGCAUGUUGAGCAGAUUACCAAAGGAAAACCACCUGCAAAGUCUCCGGCUACAGGUAACAAGUAAGCAAAGUAGAGGAAGGGAAUAAUAAUUUGCAAUCACAUGAGAGUGAAGGGUUUUGGCACAACAAAAAGUUUAUCAAUGCAAUGGAUUUUAUUUAUUUUUUUUUACCCAGAUAUUUUCAUUACGCUUUUAUUGUAUAAAGAAAAAAUUGAUAUUCAAAAUGGUGAUUUUCUUUGGAUGAAUUCCAAAAUUUUUAAAAAUAAUAAAGUCUAAAUGUUUUAGAGAAAAUGGAUUUUGGGAGAUAAAAGGGAGUAAAUUUCUGAGUUUGGAACUUUCUUUUUUGGAAAUUGAAAAUUAAGACAAAAUAAAAUUGAAGCAAUUGUAAAAUUUUUAACGUGCCAUGCUGAGGAUGUUGAAUAAAUUCAGUGGUGAGUGUUUUGAAACAACGAAAAA